Molecule: messenger RNA, 861 nt
Organism: Calliphora vicina (urban bluebottle blowfly)
Lineage: Eukaryota; Metazoa; Arthropoda; Insecta; Diptera; Calliphoridae
Product: loricrin
Exons: 1
Coding region: 1-597 (198 amino acids)
Source: RefSeq, a predicted model, not a curated record
AUGAAACGUUCUAUUAUCAUUCUCUUGGUGGGCUUAACCGCUCAAGCCUUUGCUGGUUUCCUGGGUGGCGGCGGCGGUGGUGGCUGGUCAGGAGGUGGUGGUGGUUCCAGUGGCUGGUCUAAGUCUGGCGGUGGAGGCGGUUGGUCAGGAUCAGGAUCCACUGGCGGAUGGUCUGGUGGUGGCGGUAGCAGCGGUGGAGGAUGGUCUGGUGGUGGCGGUAGCAGUGGUGGAGGAUGGUCUGGUGGUGGCGGUAGCGGAGGUGGCACCAAAAUCAUUAAAAUUAUAAGUCUUGGUGGGGGAAGUAGCGGUGGUGGAGGCGGUUGGCCUUCAGGAGGUAGCAGUGGCUGGUCUUCAGGCGGCGGAGGUGGUGGCUGGAAAUCUGGCGGUGGAGGUGGUGGCUGGUCUCUAGGUGGUGGUGGUGGCAGUAGUGGUUGGCCUUCAGGUGGCAGCAGUGGCUGGUCUUCUGGAGGCAGUGGUGGUGGCUGGAAAUCUGGCGGUGGUGGAGGAUGGUCCGGUGGCAACAGCGGCUGGUCUUCUGGUGGCAGUGGUGGUGGCUGGAAAUCCGGUGGAGGUGGUGGUGGCGGCUGGAAAUGGUAGACAUUCGACCAAUGUGAAUACAAAUUUGCAUGCAGUGAUAUCAUCUCAAUCAAACAAAAUAUAAAUAUGUAAAUAAAGUUGUGUAUAAAAUUAUGCGUUUACAACAGACAGACAAACAAAAAAAUAUUAUAAAAAAAUCUUGUUAAUAAUUAAAAUGGUGCUAAAUCUAAUGUGUAUGUAUGUGUAAAUAAACAAAUGAAAAAAUAGAAAUAAGCAAAAAAUAUUAAUAAAUAAUUUUUCACUAAAAACAAAAUAAAAAACAAA